CUCCACCUCUACUCAUCAAGAAUUAGCAGUUCUAGUAUUCAUAUAUAGUAGUCCUUGAUCAUAAGCAAUGGCCUUUGCUCCUGCUGCUUUAUUGAUCUUCUCAGUACUCUUCUUUACUACAAGUUUGACAUAUGCCCGACCUGAUGCUCCUAACUAUGACAAGCCGGACGGGCCAUUGAGUUACAAUUUCUACGACAAAUCUUGUCCUAACUUGGGCAUGAUUGUCAGAUGGGGUGUUUGGGCUGCACUCAAGAACGACACCAGGAUGGCUGCUUCCCUUCUCCGGCUGCACUUCCAUGAUUGUUUUGUAGAUGGAUGUGAAGGUUCUGUGCUUCUUGACGACACUAAGGAUUUCAAGGGAGAGAAGAAUGCUCUGCCUAACCGGAAUUCAGCCAGAGGAUAUGACGUUAUUGACAGCAUAAAGGCAGAUGUAGAAAAAUAUUGCCCGUCAACUGUGUCAUGUGUCGACAUAUUAGCUCUUGCUGCAAGAGAAGCUGUGGUUAUGUCAGGAGGCCCAUUUUGGCCUGUUUUACUAGGGAGGUUGGAUGGGCUAAGUGCAAGUGAGAAAUCAGCAAAUGAGCAGUUGCCAUCUCCAUUUGAGCCUCUGGACAAUAUCACUGCCAAAUUUGUGUCAAAGGGCCUUGAUGUCAAGGACGUAGUGGUUCUAUCAGGUGCACAUACUAUAGGUUUUGCUCAAUGCUUUACUUUCAAGAGGAGGCUCUUCAACUACAAAGGCACCGGCAAGCCAGACCCUUCUCUCGACUCCUCAUUCCUCUCAAAUUUGCAAACCCUUUGUCCCAACGUAGACAAAUCAAACACCAAACUCACUGCACUAGACUCUCAGACCAUAAAUAGAUUCGACAACAUGUACUACAAGAACAUAGUUAACAACACCGGCCUUCUCGAAUCUGAUCAAGCCUUAAUCGGAGACCCCAAGACUGCUGCAAUGGUUAAGGAUUACAGUGCUGAUCCCUUUCUCUUUGCAAAAGACUUUGCUGCCUCAAUGGUGAAGCUUGGCAAACUGGGUUUGAUCACGGGACAAGAUGGACAAAUCAGAAAGAAAUGUAGUGUCGUGAACUAGUAAUUAUACCGUCCCGUCUAGGAACUAUAUAUUGCCAUGAUUGUUAUGUAUGAUCGAACGAUUUCAAUGUCUUAGACGACUAUGUCUUGGUACCGUGUUACAAAAAUUAAUUGUGACAGGACAUGCUUUAGUUUUGUAAAAACAAAAAAUAAUAAUGAUAAUAAUAAAAAUUGUAGUAUAUUUGUGUUGAAAACAUUCCAUAAAGUUUUGGUUAAUUUAAAAUGAAGGGAGGUAAGAG
This is a messenger RNA of Sesamum indicum (sesame), 1319 nucleotides long. RefSeq names its product Peroxidase superfamily protein. Gene Ontology annotation, molecular function: heme binding; peroxidase activity. The record is from RefSeq and is a predicted model, not a curated record. Gene Ontology annotation, biological process: response to oxidative stress; hydrogen peroxide catabolic process. Lineage: Eukaryota; Viridiplantae; Streptophyta; Magnoliopsida; Lamiales; Pedaliaceae.